AUUGGCAUUACCGAAGAAGAAGAUAUCCCUGACGAUGUCGUAAUUGAAGGUGUUGAACAAAGCUCUCUAUCGUCAGUGGGCAUUGACAAUCAAAUGAGUGAGGCACACGUUGAUGAGCCAGCAGACAAUUACGCACCGGAAAACGAUUACACGCCUGAGAACGAUCAC
Molecule: messenger RNA, 168 nt
Organism: Paraglomus brasilianum
Lineage: Eukaryota; Fungi; Glomeromycota; Glomeromycetes; Paraglomerales; Paraglomeraceae
Source: the annotation of a GenBank genome assembly